This is a messenger RNA of Ictidomys tridecemlineatus (thirteen-lined ground squirrel), 1703 nucleotides long. The record is from RefSeq and is a predicted model, not a curated record. NCBI's taxonomy places the organism in Eukaryota, Metazoa, Chordata, Mammalia, Rodentia, Sciuridae.
CUCAGGCGCGCUCCUCGGACCUCCGGUCCGGGGGCGGGGGCGGGGGCGGGGGCGCGGAGAGCCCUGGGGGCGGCGCCCCCUUCGCGGGCAGCAGUGGAUCCUCCACCUUGCUGCAGGCCGACGUGCUCGAUUUGGAGGAGGACGAGGAUGACCUGGAGGUGUUCAGUAAGAGGCUGAAAAGUUCAAGAGCAAGGUGCUGCCAACAGGUUUGGUGUCUGGAUGCUUCAUUGAUGGACAUGAACUCCUUCAGUCCGAUGAUGCCAACAUCCCCUCUAUCGAUGAUAAACCAAAUCAAGUUUGAAGAUGAGACAGAUUUAAAGGAUCUCUUCAUUACAGUUGAUGCACCUGAAAGCCAUGUUACUACAAUAGAAACUUUUAUUACUUACAGGAUUAUAACUAAGACGUCUCGUGGGGAAUUUGACUCCAGUGAAUUUGAAGUUAGGAGACGUUAUCAAGAUUUCCUUUGGUUGAAGGGAAAACUUGAAGAAGUACACCCCACUCUGAUUAUUCCACCAUUGCCAGAAAAGUUUAUAGUGAAAGGAAUGGUCGACCGAUUUAACGAUGACUUCAUUGAGACCCGCAGGAAAGCAUUGCAUAAAUUUUUGAAUAGAAUUGCUGAUCAUCCAACUUUAACAUUUAAUGAAGACUUCAAGAUUUUUCUCACUGCACAAGCUUGGGUAAAAAUUUUGAUUUCUACUCAUAAAAACCGCCCAGAGGAAUUCAUGGAAAUGAAUAACUUUAUUGAAAUAUUUAGUCAGAAAAUUAAUUUAAUAGAUAAAAUAUCUCAGAGGAUUUACAAGGAAGAAAGGGACUAUUUUGAUGAAAUGAAAGAAUAUGGCCCCAUUCAUAUUCUGUGGUCGGCUUCAGAAGAAGAUCUGGUUGAUACUUUGAGAGGUGUUGCCAGCUGCAUUGACAAAUGUUGCAAAGCCACUGAAAAGCGCAUGUCUGGACUUUCUGAGGUCUUGCUUCCUGUCGUACAUGAAUAUGUGCUUUAUAGUGAAAUGUUAAUGGGUGUUAUGAAGAGAAGAGACCAAAUACAAGCAGAACUCGAUUCCAAAGUUGAAGCUUUGACCUAUAAAAAGGGAGAUCCUGAUCUGCUUACAGAAGAGAUUGGAAAACUUGAAGAUAAAGUAGAAUGUGCUAAUAAUGCCCUGAAAGCAGAUUGGGAAAGAUGGAAACUAAAUAUGCAAAAUGAUAUCAAGUCAGCAUUUACAGAUAUGGCUGAGGAGAAUAUCCACUAUUAUGAACAGUGCCUUGCUACGUGGGAGUCAUUCCUUACAUCACAGACUGACCUCCACUUGGAAGAAGACUCUGAAGAUAAACUUUAAUCCCAUAAGAUCUUCUAUUUGGUCUUUGGGAGACAGCAUCUAUCAACCAAAGUUAUUCUGUAAAGAUUGGCUGUGCCCUGUAUAAAGUGGAUGAAAAUGUUUCACACUGUCUGGAAAACCGACUGGAAAACUCAGGUAUUCCAGGUCAUUGACAUGAAUUUGGAUGUAUAUAUAGAGAAAUCUAUCUAUAUAGAUAUAUAGAUAUAUCUAUAUAUCUAUAUUAAGAGAGAUAGGUUUAGCUUAAUUUUAAUUAUGUUCUUAAAUUUAUGUGCCAAUAAUUGCAUAUAGAGAUUUUUUUCUUAACUAUUUGAUGUGGAAUAUUUCAUUUUAAAUAUGUUGUAAAGACUGAGUUUUAAUAAAAGGUUUAAUAUGAAA